AUGGAAUUGGGGGAAGUUGGGAAUUUACGCGGUGCCGUUUUAGUUUCAAUAGUUCAAUCUAUCCCUACUGUGGAAAAAAGAUUUUUCUUUUUCUUCAAAUGGGACCCCCCUGUACUUUCGCUUCCUGUUCAUAUUCACCCCUGUAAAUACCCAAAAAUCGGUACGGAUGAAAGCGUUAAAGACGCAAGCACUCUUUCCACAUCUUAG
This is a messenger RNA of Dovyalis caffra, 207 nucleotides long. NCBI's taxonomy places the organism in Eukaryota, Viridiplantae, Streptophyta, Magnoliopsida, Malpighiales, Salicaceae. The record is from the annotation of a GenBank genome assembly.